UUAUAAAUACAGGACGAAGGAAGUACGGCGGCAGUUACGGCGGUACUAACGGCGGAUAAAGUCGGCUCUUAUUACCGCGAUAUUCGUCGUCGUACAAUAAUUUUCGAUUGCAAAAUUUUCCGAUCCACGAAACCACUCGAGGCGCGUAAAUUAUACAAAGAUGCAGACGAAACGUCACUGUGUACUUGCGACAGGGAAACGGACGAUGCGAGCGACUGCAAUAACAAAAGUGAUUCGAGUUUGGCCAUGCGGCUCCUUGCCGCUGUUGCCCGCAGGACAAUUCCACAAGGCCGUAUCUGGCUUUAACGAUUGUUUCGUAUAUCGCCAACUCGAGGCACAAACGAAAGCGACAGAAGCGAUAAAAGCAGCCAGCCACCUACACCUAGCAGCUAAAAUAGGACCAGAGGACGUAAGAAACGGGGGAUGGAGAGACUUUUUAAAACUAAAAGGAUGUGCUCGCUUACGGAAACGACGACGAGUAUAGGAAUUCGGGA
Messenger RNA from Bombus pyrosoma, 494 nucleotides. RefSeq lists its product as uncharacterized. NCBI's taxonomy places the organism in Eukaryota, Metazoa, Arthropoda, Insecta, Hymenoptera, Apidae. The record is from RefSeq and is a predicted model, not a curated record. The coding region runs from base 161 to 484 and encodes 107 amino acids. The transcript is spliced from 2 exons.